AUGGCCCCAAUCUUCACCCCAUGGCCCCCAUCUUCACCCCAUGGCCCCCACCUUCACCCCAUGGCCCCCACCUUCACCUCGGCCCCCCAUCUUCACCCCAUGGCCCCCAUCUUCACCCCAUGGCCCCCACCUUCACCCCAUGGCCCCCAUCUUCACCCCAUGGCCCCCACCUUCACCCCAUGGCCCCCAUCUUCACCCCAUGGCCCCCAUCUUCACCCCAUGGCCCCCACCUUCACCUCGGCCCCCCCAUCUUCACCCCAUGGCCCCCAUCUUCACCCCAUGGCCCCCAUCUUCACCCCAUGGCCCCCACCUUCACCUCGGCCCCCCAUCUUCACCCCAUGGCCCCCAUCUUCACCCCAUGGCCCCACUUCGUCCUGCUCCCACAAUUUUCAAGUUAAAGGAUUGCGACGCCCCUGA
This is a messenger RNA of Procambarus clarkii (red swamp crayfish), 417 nucleotides long. The record is from RefSeq and is a predicted model, not a curated record. Lineage: Eukaryota; Metazoa; Arthropoda; Malacostraca; Decapoda; Cambaridae.